CACCGUUCUGCCUUUGCUCUGUCAGCCUCACUGGCUAGCUGCUAGAAGCUAGCACCCGCUCUCACUGCUUUAAUUUUUUAUGUUUUCUAUAUUCUGUCCCUUUUCUUUGUAAAUAUACUACGGCCUCGUCAUCCCCUUUCGAUAUACUUGAAUAAAAUGGUCGUUUUGACAAAUGAUGAAGAACAGGAUUACAUCCUGAUAGAGGAGCGUAAAUGCGUCUCACUGCCCUGCUCGCCUGCUAAGCGAGUUUCUCCAGCCAAAAGGAAGCAUUACAUCAAUCAAGCCGUCCGCAACUCUGAGCUCACUCCACGCGCCAAAGGCAAAAAGAGCCUCCGCCGACAGGAGAACACUCGUUUUCUUGCCAAUCUCCUGGAGAAGGACGAAUGCUCCAAAGACGACCUGGAGGUUUGCAGCAACCCGGCCCUGCCGUCAAUCUUUACUGAGGCCUGCACCAACGGAAACUACAUAGAGCCGUGGAACGACUUCAUGAACUGCUCCGGCGAGGAGCAGGAGCGGCUGCUUUCUCUCCUGGAGCAGGAGGGAACCAAGAGGAAAAACGCCAAUCAACUUCUCAAAGACCACAGGAAUGUGUAUCCUGCCUUUCCUGCUCAGGAGUGCUUCCACAGAAUCGAUCGGCGGCUCCGAGCGACUCUGAGACGGAAGCAGAUACCCAUGGGAACACUGGAAGUGAUCGAAGAAACCCUCCUCAGCUUCUUCAGCGCCGAACCUCACUCAGUUUACACAACCAUCCUCAGCAGCAGUUUUGAGAGGCUGCUUCUUCAUGCCAUCUGCCAGUACAUGGACCUCGUCUCUGCAAGCAUCGACUACAACGGCUCACGUCAGACCGAAGUGACGAACAAACAAGACGAGUUUCUUCCUCCUGGACUUUUACUGUCCGCCUACCUGGAGAAGAUGAGCUGAGACCUCCUCUUCCUCUGUAAUGUAAAUGUAAAUAGGACGUGGGGUGAAUUUUCCAUUAAUUCGAUCCACAAAGAAACUUCAACAAACAUUUAAGUCAACCUUCAACUUGCGUUUCUUUCCAAAACUUUAGACCAUUUCAGUCCAUCCAGUUUCUCACCCGUUGCUGGUUUGGAGCAAAAACCCUCAUAACAUUUUUUUUUAAUGUUGUCGGACUCGAAAAACGAUGUUUUUGAACGCCUUUUGAAACGACUAAUGAUUACAAAACGUUUGUAAUCUCUGUUUUGAUUAAUGCCGCCACUUGAGGACAUUUCUAAAGUAGGAUUUAGUCAAACGCAGAAACUGAAAAACGCUUUUUGUCGCGCUUGUUUUGUAGUCUGACCGGAAACGAGGAGUCAUAAAACGAUGAGCUCGUGUUCUUCUCCAAGUGGAGAUUUAUAAAUUUUAAUCUUUUCCAUUAGAGAAUAAUAAAAAUGGACCAAGCUGUAUUUUUACUCUAAGCUUUAAAGAUUAAUUAAUUGUGAUAACAAAAGUUAUUUUUCUUCUCAUUGGCCUUUAUUACUGUGAGAAACGUUUGAAUUAUAAAAAAUAUGGUAAAAGUUUUUCCAACUUCAAUGUGACAUUUAUCCUGUACAACUAAAACAUAACCUGGUUGCAUAAAUAUGUGCACAACCUUAAGCUAAUACUUUGAUAAAUAAUGUAUUGACUUAGUUUAUUGUUGUGUUUUAAUGCUAAUCUAACAGCCUCCAUCUUCUUGGUCUUUGAUUUGACUCUUGACUUAAAAUGUUAUCACUAUUGUGAUAACGAAAUAAAUUUCUUUAGGAUUUUAGACGCAUAAAUGUCCUGAAACCGAUUUGAUCAUGUUCAAUUAUAUUUAUUGAUGCUUUCGUGGAAUAAACAAUGAAGAAAACGGUAAAAGAAACGGCAAAUCUGAAAAUGCAGCCAGUUUUUUAAAAACUAUUUUAACUUAUUGGGAUAAACAUAAAUCUAAAUUCUUACGAUUAAAUAUUUUUCAUGAUAAACGCUGCGAUAAAUUCUGAUUUGGUUCGCAGACACUUUAAGGAUUGUUCAUAGUUUCUUCCGCAUCAAUAAAAGCAACAGUUUCAUCUAAGAAAAGGAAACCCCAGAUCAUAAUACUGCCACCACCAUGUCAGCCUGUCUGAUCAUUUUCCAAUCUAUCUUUGUAUCAAUUUUUGAAAUGUUAGUGCAAACCGUAGCGCGCGCGUGUAUAGUUUCUCUAAAAAUACAGGUGAACUGAACUUCACUCAGGUUCCUCAGAUUUACGWUUUUUUUUUUUUUUUUUUUUUUUGAUGCAUUUAAGAAAACAAAAUGUUAAAAUUGAAUCCAAAGGUGCAUAAAAUAUUUGUCUUGAGGGAUUUGCAUACUUAUCCCACAUUUUCCUCUCUAAUAGAUUUAUUCUUUGUUUUGUUAAAUUGUUCAGGUUAGAUGUCAAAUUAAAGGUAGAAAAAGUUUUGAAAUGAUUCAGCAGCACAAGUUGUUCUCUGACUACAAAUAUACAACAUAUAAACCUGCUUCUUUUCCAUCACUAGAGAUAUUUUAGUUAUUCAUGUUCAUAGAUUAUAAGAAAAACACACAGAAUACAUCUGAAUCAAUAUAAGCUCACUUAACGAGUUUAGUUCAAUCAAUAAAGAGGAAGUAAAGCCGUUAAAUUGGAAACCUCUACGCCAUCAUGAACGAAUAUUUAAUGAACUGAGUCCGGCUGAAAACAAUGAAACCUUAAGAACUAAUGGAAAGUUUACUCUGAGGUCUGCAGCUGGCUUUAAGCAUGACCGGUGCUAUCUUUGCUCUCAGAUCAAACGCUUUUCUGUCUCCUGGAUUUCUGUCUGUGAGUUUUAGAGCAUGAAUGUUGGGGAUCCUCCUGAAAGCACAGAUCAAAGUGACGUCGUCCUCGUUGUUUAGGGAACAUUUAUCCAUCCGUGUCGGUUUCCGUUCGCUUUCUGACGCUCUGUUCACCCUGGAAAUGUUCUCAUGAACUAAACCUUCAGAGUUUAUCGAUUCGGCUGCAGACACUGCCACCUGGAGCGCAGUCCGGACUUUGAUCCGUCGAGGUUUCCGAUUACACAGCAGAUCCAGUCUAGACGCCUGGAGCAGCUGCUGUUGUGGUGCUGGUUUCCAGUGUAGACGGAGCGUCUGGGUCGUCUCAGUUAGUGUAGAAGAUAAGGAACUUUAUUCUAUUUUAAAACCUGUAAUAGGAGCCUCCAUGUCUGCAUGCAUUUCUGGAUUUUUUCCCCUCCAGCCUCUUUGUUUACACACAAGUAACAGGUUUAGCAGCUGCUUUACUUUAACUGAUGCCAUCAAUUAAUGAUGUAGUUCACAGUUUGUACAGCAGAGGCAUCAUUUUACACUUUUCCGAUCCACAUCAGGGCUUUUUUUUUUUUAAUUUAACAAAUACUUUGAUUGACAACAAACCACUCUUAAAACCAGAAGAGAAGCACUUCUGCCUUAUGAACCUGCAGUUUCUAUCACUUGUCUGUACAUGCAUGUCUGUAUUUUUACUUGACCAGAUCUUGGAAACAUGUAUCCAGUUUCUGCUUCUUUUUUACGCUGUUGACGGCAGCAGUAACAAAACUUGACCUGUUGGUGCAUUUUGUCAACAACCAAAGCGUGUGUGUCUGUUGCGUGGAUACAUCCGACUUCUCAGGCUCUGAAUUCGUCUCUCUGAAUGUCUCGUUUCACACGUCGUCUGCUCUCUUCACAUGAACCUGGUUCGUGUUCUCUGCAGCUCUUUGGAGGGCUGACGUCUUUUUAACUACAUGUAAUCACGCUGUAAAUAUUUAACUGAUUUGUGCCAAAAUGUGGUUUUUAAAAGCUUAAGCAUCUAAGAGCUGAAUACGUGAUUCUGGAGGAUUUUUUGUGUAUAUCUCAUGUGCAUAUUUAUAAUGAUCUGUGCCGCUAUUAAAGGGGAUUUAAGGUG
This is a messenger RNA of Poecilia reticulata (guppy), 3853 nucleotides long. It is a transcript of the gene r3hdm4, whose product is annotated as R3H domain containing 4. The record is from RefSeq and is a predicted model, not a curated record. NCBI's taxonomy places the organism in Eukaryota, Metazoa, Chordata, Actinopteri, Cyprinodontiformes, Poeciliidae. Gene Ontology annotation, molecular function: nucleic acid binding.